Molecule: messenger RNA, 1931 nt
Organism: Eleginops maclovinus (Patagonian blennie)
Lineage: Eukaryota; Metazoa; Chordata; Actinopteri; Perciformes; Eleginopidae
Gene: fam43b
Product: family with sequence similarity 43 member B
Exons: 1
Coding region: 88-1053 (321 amino acids)
Source: RefSeq, a predicted model, not a curated record
UCCUCUCCUCUCGUCCUCCUCUCAUCUCCUCUUCCUCCCCCUCACAGCGAGAGUCGGUGGCCGUGGAGCGGCUCUCUCUCCCCCGUCAUGCUGCCCUGGAGGAGGAACAAGUUUGUCCUGGUGGAGGAGGAUGCAAGCACUAAAGGGAAGAGCUUCAGCUACAGCUCCAUCCUGUCCUCGCUGCUGCGCUCCUGCCCCGACCUGCUGCCCGCCGCCCCCCCACCCUGGGUGGGCAGCUUCUUCCACAGCAAGCGGCAGAAGGUGGAGCUGAACAAGGAGGAGCCAGUGUACACCGUGAGAUACCUGGGCAGCGUGGUCACCAUCACGGCGAAGGGCGAGGGCUGCACCCAGGAGGCGGUGGCCAGGAUCUGGACGAGGAGUAACUUCGGGGAGCAGAGCGUGAAGAUGCGUCUGAGCGUCGGUCCUCAGGGCCUCCGCAUGAGCGCCGACAAGGCAGGAAAGAAGAAGCCGGUUCACUUGUACUCACUGAGCCGCAUCACCCACUGUGCCGCCGACCCAGCCCGGCCCAAGAUCCUGGCCUGGGUGUACCGGCACCAGGUGAAGAACAUGGCGGUAGUGCUGCGCUGCCACGCCGUACUGCUCAGCCGGCCGGAGAAGGCGGCAGACGUCGCCUGCAGCCUCUACAGGAACGCCACCUCCGCCUUCAGCGAGUUCAAGCGGCUGAAGCGGCAGAGCGACCAUCGGCACGUCCAGCAGCAGCUGCUGGGUGGAGGGGGCGCCGUGCCGCUCAUGCCUAUCCGCAGGAUCCUGAAUGGGCAGUGCCACUACAGGCCGCCGGCCGACAGCCUGGGGAGCAUCACCCGGCUCUGCUCCAUCACCGAGGAGGAGGAGGAGGAGGAGGAGGAGGAGGAGGAGGAGGAGGAGGAGGAGGAGGAGGAGCGGGAGAGGCAGGUGUUCACUACCAGCACCGACCCCACCCAGCUCCUCUCCCAGCUGGACCUCGGGGACAUCGCCCGGCUGGAGCAGUGCCAGAUCAACUUUGUGAGCGACAACAACAACAACACGUUUACCUUCAUCACCUCGCUGGUGUGAGAGACUCCUCCUCCUCCUCCUCUCCUGACGUGACCUUCUCCUAUAAGGAACUCCUCUCAGGAUGUAACCUCAAAGUUUUCAAACCCCGCUGCAGAAGGACAUGCGCAGAAUAUUUCUGAAGCUGUUGGAUCUGCAGUUUAUGCGGCGGCGUGUUGACCUGCAGCAGUUGUGUGUUGAUGCUUGUUGACCUGCAGCAGCUGCAUGUUGACCAGUUGCGUGUUGACCUGCAGCAGCCGCAUGUUGACCAGUCGCGUGUUGACCUGCAGCAGCUGUGUGUUGAUGUGUGUCGACUUGCAGCAGCUGCAUGUUGACCAGUUGCGUGUUGACCUGCAGCAGCCGCAUGUUGACCAGUCGCGUGUUGACCUGCAGCAGCUGCGUGUUGAUGCGUGUCGACUUGCAGCAGUUGCAUGUUGACCUGCAGCUGCUGCGUGUGGACCUGCAGCAGUUGUGUGUUGAUGCUUGUUGAACUGCAGCAGCAGUGUGUUGACCAGUUCCGUGUUGAUGCGUGCAGACCUGCAGCAGCUGUGUGUUGAUGCUUGUUGAACUGCAGCAGCAGCGUGUUGGCCAGUUGCGUGUUGACCUGCAGCAGCUGCGUGUUGAUGCGUGUCGACUUGCAGCAGUUGGAUGUUGAGCUGCAGCAGCUGCGUGUUGAUGCGUGCAGACCUGCAGCAGCUGUGUGUUGAUGCUUGUUGAACUGCAGCAGCAGUGUGUUGACCAGUUGCGUGUUGACCUGCAGCAGCUGCGUGUUGAUGCGUGUCGACUUGCAGCAGCCGCAUGUUGACCUGCAGCAGCUGCAUGUUGACCUGCAGCAGCAGCAGCGUGUUGAUGCGUGUUACACUGCAGCAGCUGCGUGUUGACCUGCAGCAGCAGCGUGUUGA